Molecule: messenger RNA, 2918 nt
Organism: Ochlerotatus camptorhynchus
Lineage: Eukaryota; Metazoa; Arthropoda; Insecta; Diptera; Culicidae
Product: nonsense-mediated mRNA decay factor SMG8
Exons: 5
Coding region: 41-2788 (915 amino acids)
Biological process (GO): nuclear-transcribed mRNA catabolic process, nonsense-mediated decay
Source: RefSeq, a predicted model, not a curated record
UAAUUUCACGUAGACGGAUAGCGCAAAAUAGUCGUGAGGUAUGAAUCCAGUUGAAAGUUUCACAUAUCCGGAUAUUCCAAAAGCAAUAAGUGAAAUUCUCCUUAAACAUGACAAACAGAUGAUCGUUGUUGGUGUGAUUGGAAAAUCUUCCACACCAAACUGCAAUAAGCUGACUGGAUUCAAUCUGCUUACCACACAUCCAGCUCUGACGGAUUCGAAAUGCAGCGAGGGACGGAUCAAAUUCUAUUUCGAAAACGACGGGGAAAUCCUGUAUCUGCACUUCGAGACAACCUUCGAUCAGUACGUUAUGGCCGAUUUGCUGACAAAAGCCGUCGAAACCGGCAUUCAGGAUAAUUUCGUGAAUUUUAACAGCAACAUGCGGACCAGAUUUGCACGGAUGCUACUGUUUGCUAUCCAGGUUUGCCACAUGAUCGUUUUGGUCGAGCCGACUUCCGUCUUCGAUACGAGUUAUCUGUCGAUCUUCAAAUCAUUAAAAAUCAUUCGGGAGAAGUAUGUGUUGAAAUUUCUGCCAAAACUGCUGAAAAGCUCAAAUGUAGGCAACUAUAUGGGUAAGGAAGCCCGGCUUUGCAGUCCGAGAUUCAUAUUCUUGUUCGAAGGAACAAGCGACAUCAAGCCGGAAGAUGUCGAAAAGCUGGAUGCCUUAGAAUGCGCCGUGGAAGAUGAUAUAUAUAAAAUGCUAAGGAAUGAAUUCAUUAUCACCAACAAUAGUGCGAUGUCGCUGUUCUCCAUUCCAAGAAACAAAAAGUUUGUGUUCUUUAGCAGCGACAUGAAGGCAAAAUCGGACCCAUUGCUGGAUUCAAUAGAUAUGCUGAUGGAGUAUCUGGACAAGCCUUCCGGGACACAACAUGAUAAGGAUGAUUUUGAUUUUAUGAACAGCUUGCGGCCUUGCGACGGAUAUGGGAUGUCGGCUUGGAGUGUCGGACAAAGUACGAAGAAAACCGGACAAGAACGGCACAUUUUGACUCUACUCAAGAAGCACGUUGCGGAAGCAUUCGAGCAUGGUUUCGAUGACAGUGUAUCGAAGUACAGGGGCAGAAGUCAUUUUGCGGUCCCAGGCGUCAAAUCUUGGUUUGAAGGUUUCAAAUUUCUGCAUAAAAUAUUCAUUGAAAACCCUGAUAAUCCUAAUUACGAGCCAGGAGAUGUGGAUUACAAAGCAUAUUUGGAAAACUUUCACAAGAUCAUCGACAUCGACGAACGCUUCUUCGCCGAAGUUUGCGAGCACGGCAUGGAGCUAGCCAUGGUUAACUAUAAGGAAAUGUUACCCCACCAUUAUAGUGGCACAUUCCACGAGAAGAAACACAGACAAGCCCGCGAACUGUUUCUGCGAUAUGCCCGAGGACCAGAGGUGGAAAAACACGAAACCAAACUGAAGGAUUACUGUGACUCGAUUUGGUUGAACGGAAAGCAGCAAUGUGAAUACCCAAGCCUGCGGGGAAAUCCCUGCGCACUGGGAAAGCACAAAGCUAACGAUCCCAUGGAACAUUCCAGUGGAGUGGUUUUCAUAUCCGCUUGUAACUGUGGACGAACGCAGGGCCACCGCGAAGAUCCGUACACCAUUAGGCAGGCCAAUUAUGAAUUCUAUCAACUCAUUGCCAAAAGUUGCAGCAAUUGCACGCUUCUGGAGAGGGUGAAAUUUCCAGUGUUCGAACCAUCCAGUAGUGACUUCCGUGCAGCGGAAUUUAUUAACAAGAAUUUGUCGAAUCUGAUGUCUUUUGAAAACUCCAGUAAGACUCCCGAUACCACCAGUCAUCCCCCGAUGACAAAUGAACAUUCUCCACAUCUUUCCGGAAGCCAAAAAAGUCAGGACAGUGCUUCAAAUUUGACCUUCAGCAUCGACGAUAAAGAGGAAAAUGAAACCAACGCAAAUCAUUACGCAAGCCAAGCCGAUGAAGAGGAAGCUUUGGAGCAAGAAUCGAUUAAUGAAAUUGUCAUCAAAGUUGGAGAACAUGCUGACCAAUCGGAACAAGAGAAAGCCAUUCUUAGACAACCCUCCACGACGGAAUACCUUCCUGGAAUGCUUCAUGCAGCUAGUCCAGCUGGAUUGCUUCCCCAGUUCCCAUCGUGGUCCUUGGUUUGUCUAGGGCCCAGUUCGAUCUAUACCCACAAUAGCGGUCUUCCAGAGCACGUUCAGAGUGGAUUUCUAUCGGGAUCUAACUUUCUACUACCGUGGGAUGUCAGUGUACGCCUCGAGCACGCACAGUCAUGGGCAGCUUCGUAUGAAAAAAUUCGCAACCGGAAGAAAAACACCUCCCAAUCGAAAUCUAGUGAAUCCAGCAAUAACUUCACGCUGAAAAUCUUCAUCGGCAUUGAAUACGAGUGUCUUCGGGGACAUCGAUUCAUCAUGAGUGGACCGGAGACGGUCCUUCGGGGUGGUUCCGGUAUCGUGCGGGACAGUGGAAGCAAGGUCGUCUUCAACGAUAUGCCCAUCUACUUCCCAUGUCUGUGUCGCAGUUCGAACGUUGCUCAACUAAUGCGGGUUCAUAUUGUAACACCAAAAGCCCCGGUGAAUGUGAUUUUGGAACCGAAGAUUAAAAUUUUCCAGAAUAAUAUGCAGAGCAAUUUGACAUUUACCACUGGAUUGCCGGAACCUAUCAAACUGACGAAGAGUGCUUAUUGGAUUUUGCGUCUACCGUUCGUCUACGAGGGUGACGGUGGGCCGUUGGUACCACCUGUAGAGGUGAACCCAAGCAAUGCCGCCAUGCACGGAGUGCUGCUGGCCGGGAUGUACGGAAUCAAGGAGAGUGAGAUUAGUGAGGAAUUAGUUUAAGUGCGGAUGGUGAUACGAAAUUACAAUGAAAUAAAAACGUUCUUUAAAAUACUUUCUAGCAGAGCGUAGUUUCGAUCUACGGACCUCUGGGUUAUGGGCCCAGCACGCUUCCACUGCGCCACUCUGCUAU